AUGGGGGUGAGGAGGUUAGUGCGGGUGAUGGGGGUGAGGAGGUUAGUGCGGGUGAUGGGGGUGAGGAGGUUAGUGCGGGUGAUGGGGGUGAGGAGGUUAGUGCGGGUGAUGGGGGUGAGGAGGUUAGUGUGGGUGAUGGGGGUGAGGAGGUUAGUGCGGGUGAUGGGGGUGAGGAGGUUAGUGCGGGUGAUGGGGUGUGGGGUGAUGGGGGUGAGGAGGUUAGUGCGGGUGAUGGGGGUGAGGAGGUUAGUGUGGGUGAUGGGAGUGAGGAGGUUAGUGUGGGUGAUGGGGGUGAGGGUUAGUGCGGGUGAUGGGGGUGAGGAGGUUAGUGCGGGUGAUGGGGGUGAGGAGGUUAGUGCGGGUGAUGGGGUGAGGAGGUUAGUGCGGGUGAUGGGAGUGAGGAGGUUAGUGCGGGUGAUGGGGGUGAGGAGGUUAGUGCGGGUGAUGGGGUGA
This is a messenger RNA of Knipowitschia caucasica, 453 nucleotides long. NCBI's taxonomy places the organism in Eukaryota, Metazoa, Chordata, Actinopteri, Gobiiformes, Gobiidae. The record is from the annotation of a GenBank genome assembly.